AUGGUGUUCGAGUCGCUGGUCGUGGACGUUCUGAACCGGUUCCUGGGCGACUACGUGGUGAACCUGGACAGCUCCCAGCUCAGCCUGGGCAUCUGGGGAGGAGCUGUAGCACUUAAGAAUCUUGAAAUAAAGGAAAAUGCACUGAGUCAGCUGGAUGUACCAUUUAAAGUAAAAGCAGGGCAUAUUGGUCAACUUAAUCUACAAAUCCCAUGGAAAUACCUUUAUACUCAACCAGUUGAGGCUGUUCUGGAUGGAGUUUAUUUGCUUAUAGUGCCUACAGCCAGCAUAAAAUAUGAUGCUGAAAAGGAAGACAGACAGCUCCUAGAAGCAAAGCAAAGGGAACUACAAAGAAUAGAGAAUGCAAAACAGAAAAUAGCUGACCAGGAUAAAGGACAAGAAGAGAAACAAGACACUUUUGUAGAAAAAUUAGUCACUCAGGUCAUCAAAAAUCUUCAGGUGAAAAUUUCCAACAUUCAUGUUCGAUAUGAAGAUGAUAUCACAAAUCGAGAUAAUCCCCUGUCAUUUGGGAUCUCACUUCAGAAUCUCAGUUUGCAGACCUCAGAUCAAAAUUGGAACCCAUGUUUACAUGAUGAAGCUACCAAGUUGUUCUAUAAGCUUGUACGUCUGGAUAAUCUUUUUGCUUACUGGAAUGUGAAGUCUGUGAUGUUCUACCACGGAGGUUACGAUGAAUCUUUGAAUAAUUUAAAGCAUGGAGUUGCCUGCCGCAAUGUGAUUCCAGAAGGUUAUGAUUUUGUAUUCCGUCCAAUUUCCGCUAAAGCCAAACUCCGUAUGAAUCCUCGAUCUGAUUUUGACUUUUCUUCACCAAAAAUGGACUUAGAUGUAAAUUUACAGGAUAUAGCCAUUGAGUUCAAUAAACCACAGUACUUCAGUAUUAUGGAGCUCCUUGAGUCUAUUGAUAUGAUGACCCGAAAUCUGCCAUACCGGAAGUACAGACCUGAUGUUCUUUUGCACAACAAUGCCAAGAUGUGGUGGAAAUACAUUAUUAAAGGUAUUCUGGAAGUAAAUGUUCAACCCAAGCUUAAUAUGUGGUCAUGGGAACACAUUCGACACCAUAGAAAACAAGUGAAGAACUACAAAGAGAUGUAUAAAAUGAAGAUAACAUCAAAGAAACCUAGUGAAGAGAUUGUAAAAUUGUUAGAGGAAUUCGAAAAGACCCUGGAUAUAUUUAACAUCACGUUAGCAAGACAACAGGCAGAAGUCGAGGUAACUAAAGCUGGAUUAAAGAUUUACAGACCAGGGGUAAAACAAGAUGAUGAAAAUUCUGGUGGUUGGUUCAGCUGGAUAUGGGGUUGGUCAGGAGAAAAAAACGAUGAGAAGAAACAAGAAAUAAAGGGUGCAAGUCUUGAAGAAUUGAUGACACUGGAAGAAAAGGCUAAACUCUAUGCAGCAAUUGGGUAUAGUGAAACAGCUGUUGAUCCAACGUUGCCAAAAACUUAUGAAGCCAUGAAGCUUUCUGUAAAGCUGUUAAGCAUGUCCGUAUCAAUAAGGGAAAACAAGGAGAAACCUGAGCUGAUCAAAUUUGCAGUAAUUGACUUGAGCACAAUGUUAAUGCAACGACCAGGUGCGCAAGCAAUAAGAUUUGAAACGAAAAUAAGCACAUUUGAAGUUACAGGCAUGUCUCAAGAAAAAUUCAUACCCUGUCUGCUAUCUUCUCGAACAGUCCAUUCUGAAAACAAUACAUCACUCUUGAGCAUAAUGUUUGAGACCAAUCCUUUAGAUGAGAAAGCGGAUCAGAAGCUUAGAAUAGAAUCACAACCGUUGGAAAUAAUAUAUGAUGCAAGGACUGUGAAUAGUUUAGUGGAUUUCUUCAGGCCUCCAAAAGAUGUACAUUUAGAGCAACUGACCUCAGCAACUUUGAUGAAGCUUGAAGAAUUUCGUGAGAAGACAUCGACAGGAUUAUUAUAUGUUAUUGAAACACAGAAAGUUCUCAAUCUAAAAAUUAAUUUAAUGGCUUCAUACGUCCUCGUUCCACAAAAUGGAUUUUAUGAAUCUACGUCAAAUUUACUUCUUCUGGAUCUUGGUAACCUACAGAUGACGAGUAAAAGUCGUUCUGAUGUGUCAGAACUCAAAGUAGGACAAAGUACCAUUGAAGAUAUCAUGUCAAGAGCUUAUGAUAGCUUUGAUAUUCAGCUCAGCAGUAUACAGCUACUUUACUGCAAACAUCAUGAAAAUUGGAAGGAGGCUCGUAAGCUAAAAUAUUCAUCACAACAUAUCUUGCGGCCUAUGGAUGUGAAAGUGGAAUUUAGCAGGGCAAUGGUUGUCACUGAUGCAAGAAUGCCUAAAUUCAAAAUUUUUGGACAACUGCCUUUGCUCUCUGUUCAAAUCUCUGACCAAAAGCUGAUGGGUAUCUUGGAGCUAAUUGACAGCAUUCCUAAACCAGAAAGUGGUCCUGCUACCAUGUCUGCUCCCAAGCCAACUCAGAUUGCAGUAACUCCUCUGCUUGCAACACCACAAAUUUCACAAAAUGUACUUCCUCUUUUGGAACUUCAUUCAUUAACUGAGUCAGAAUCGGAAGAAGAAUUUUAUGAUGCCCCCACCAGUCCUGUGGAGGAGAUGCCAUUUUUUGAAGCAUCUUCUGGCUCUCUGACCAGAGUUAACAGUGUCAGAAGAAAAAGGUUACAGAAGCAAGAAUCUUUGAAGAAUAUGACAGAAUUCCAGCUAAGUUUUGAAAUAUCUGAGGUCUUAAUUCAGUUGUGUCGUCUUGCUGAUGGUACUGAAAAGCCUGUGCUGCAGCUAGAAGUUGUAGGAUUAGGCACUGAACUUAAAUUCAGAACAUUUGAUAUGGCUGCAAAUGCUUUUCUUAGAGAAGUCUGUUUACUGUGUCCAGAGUAUAUGGAUGAUAAAGACAAACCUGUUUACAUCAUUACAACAUUGGAUAAUACAGAGGAUGAUCUUCUUACACUGGAAUAUGUAAAGGCUGAUAUUAAUGGACCAGAGUUGAAAACUGCUUACAAGAAUGUUCUGCAGCUGUUAAAGGUGAAUUUCUCCUCUCUAGAUGUUCAUUUGCAUAAUGAAGCACUUCUGAAUGCCAUGAAUUACCUAAAUAAUCUUCUACCAAAACAAGAGACUAAAAUAACAGAAGAGGUAGUCCAGGAAAAAGAAGAGAAAAAGGAUGUUCUUAAGAAAUUAACAUCAAAAAAAUCCAAGUAUGAGGAUGUCAUAGACCUUCAUGUCUGUGCAGAUUUAUCCUGUCUGCGGGUUUUUAUUAGAGAACAAAAACGCAGAAUAUCUGAAAUUCACGUAGAAGGUCUUGAUUGCCAAGUGAUCAUGAGGAAAGCAGCAACUGAAGUGUUUGCAAAAUUAAAGAACAUAAUUAUUAUGGAUUCUGAUGAGAUGGCAUGGUAUAAAAAGGCUCUUUAUAUCACAGGAAAAGAAGUCUUCAGUUUUAAAAUGAUGUCAUACGUGGAUGCUACAGAUGGUGCUGCCUAUACAAAUAUGAAUAUUGUAGACAGCCGGGUUUAUUUAACCGUUGGUUGCAUUCAAGUAGUUUUUGUCAACAAGUUUGUUUCAACUAUUUUGGCUUUUAUAAAUAACUUCCAAGCUGCUAAGGAAGCUAUUACCGAGGCAACUGUUCAAGCAGCAGAGAAAGCAGCUACAGGUGUAAAAGAACUGGCACAACGGAGUUCCCGAAUGGCACUGGAUAUUAAUAUUAAAGCACCUGUAAUCAUAGUGCCACAGUCAGCAGACUCUACUAAUGUCCUUGUUGCUGAUUUUGGUCUAAUUACUGUAAAGAAUCAGUUCUCUGUUAAAACAAAGGCACAAUGUAGCCUUCCACCUGUUAUUGACUCUAUGACCGUGAAGCUGAGUGAACUAAAACUAUACAGAACACAUUUUGAGAGAGGUUCAUUACAAAGUGAAAUACAGCUGUUGCAGCCACUAAAUUUGGAAGUUAUUGUUGAACGAAAUUUAGCUGCUGCCUGGUAUAGCGAAGUGCCUGAUAUUAAAAUACUUGGACGACUUAAGCCUAUGAAUCUCAUCCUCAGUCAGGAAGACUUAACCACUAUAUUGAGGACAUUGAAUGAAAAUUUAGGGGACAGUUCUGGUGCUCCACCUCCUUUACCAGAACCGAAAGAUACAAGUAGCAACUGCAGCGAUGCCCUCAGUACUUCCCAGCAAUCUGCAGGAAUAACUAUGGUAACAACUGCUGUGGUGGAAUUGCGUUCACCUGUUAAAGUUAAAACAACUCUAAAACUGGACUUUCUAUUCGACUCUCUCACUUUGGUAUUGUAUAGUCCAAAUUCUAAACAGGUUUCUGCUUUGGAUCAAAGAGAUGAUCGUUUGAAACUUGCAGAGUUUAAAUUGGUCUUGAUAUCAGCUGCUGCCAAAAUGUUAUCAGAUGGUUCAAUGAAUGCUUCAGUCAAGUUAGCAAACUGCACAUUAGAUGAUAAACGACUGACAGUCCAGAAGACAACUCCAAGAAUGGUGGAAAUGAAACAUGGAUCUGAAAAGAAGGACAUGGUGGAUGUAAGCUACAAGCAGGGGAGAGAUGGCACUGUUCUGGACACAAUUGUUCAAGACAUAUAUCUCUGUGCGAGCAUGGAAUUUCUACUUACUGUUGCAGAUAUAUUCUUAAAGGCUAGUGCAGAAAGUGCUGCUGCACAGAGGAAUAUCAAGCAAACUUUAGCUGUAAAGGAGCAAGCAUCUAUGCAACCGGUAUCUUCAAUGGAAAUGAACAUUAUUGUUAAAAAUCCAGAGAUUGUGUUUGUGGCUGAUUUAACAAGAAGUGAUGCUCCUGCAUUGGUGGUCACAACGCAGUGUGAGAUCUUUAUUAAGAACAGCCCUCAAAUGUAUAAAAUGACAGCUGCUGUUAAAGAUAUACAAAUGAAAGCCUGCCCCUUUCUUGCAGAAAAGAGAAAAGGGAACAUCACUACAGUAUUGCAGCCUUGUGAUUUCUUCUUCAAAAUGGUGCAGUCAGGUACUAAUCCACAAAUGGCUGACCUAUCAAUUAAAUCCUUAACAAUAAAGGUUUCACCCAUUAUCAUAAAUACAGUGAUUACUAUUACAUCGGCACUUUCUCCAACUACAGAGACUUCAGAAGAAGAGAUUAGUCCAAUUCCUCCAGACCUAUGGGAUAAGAAAGAUAUAAAAAAAUUAAAAAUGUGGUUUCUUGAAAAGUCAAAUGAAAAUGAAAAUAAAAAUACAGUAGCUGAGUUGGUUCUCACAGGGGAGACAUUAAAUAUGAGAAUUGAAUCAGUCAUUGUAACUCUUGAAGCUGGAGUUGGUCACAGAACGGUACCUAUGCUUUUAGCAAAGUCGUCGUUUUCCGGAGAAGUCAAAAAUUGGAGUACGCUCAUCAACCUCCAUUCCCAGCUUGAACUGGAGGUGCAUUAUUAUAAUGAGAUGUUUGGUGUGUGGGAACCUUUGCUUGAACCGCUAGAAAUUGAAAAGAGUGAUGAAUUCAAACCAUGGACUCUUGGAAUCAAGAUGAAAAAGAAGGCUAAAGAAGCAUUAGAAUCAGAUGCUGAAGAAGAACACUACAAGGUGCCAGAAUAUAAAACAGUAAUAAACAUCUCCUCGAAAGACCAGCUGAACAUUACACUAUCCAGAUGUGGACUACAAAUGUUGAGUAACCUGGGCAUGGCAUUUGCUGAAGCAGCUAGCAAAACUUCAGACAUCUUCAAAAAAGAUCAAGCACCAUUUGUAAUAAUGAAUUCCUUAGGACUUCCCAUCACUGUCUCACCCAGUGAUUCCUUUAAAGUCCUUAAUGUUGAGUCUGGAGCAAAAACAUUUCAUUUAAAAGAUGGGGAAAGUCUAAAUAUGGAGUUUCUUAGAACUAAAAGUGAGAGUGACCAGUUCACAGCAAUGACCACCCUAAGCAGCAAAAUGUUUUACAUUCAGCUCAGUCCUCAAAAACACUCCACUGCUGACAAGAUUCCGUUGACAAAAGUUGGUCGAUGUCUUUAUAGAGUAAGACAUGAGGAGUCGGGUGUUGAAAGAUCCAUUGUUUGUCAAAUUGAUACGGUUGAAGGGAGUAAGAUGAUAACUAUACGUUCUCCUGUACAGAUAAGGAAUCAUUUUUCAAUUCCACUGAGUCUUUUUGAAGAUGGAACAUGUCUAGGAACUGCUUCACCAAUAAACGAAUUUAACAUACCACUGACCUCUUACAGAUCACUACUUUGUUUGCAACCAGUAACUGAUGAAAAUGGAAUUGGUGGAGAAUAUGAAAUGUGUGAAGGAAUUAGCUUUGAUGAAAUUAUGAAAAAUUUUGGCAACUUAAUACAGAGGAAAUGCCAGUCCGUGAAAUCAACUAAUCAUUCACUUAUCAUUAAUGUUGUGCCAGUAAAAGAUACCUUGACAUCUUCAGUAUGUGCAGAUGAUGGAUGGGAUUUACCAUACGUUAUUCAUUUAUGGCCCUCUGUCCUUCUCCGCAAUCUUCUUCCUUAUCCAAUUACUUAUUCUCUAGAGGGAAAUGAUAACAAAUGGGACACUCUAGAGGAUGGAUGUUCAACUCAGAUUCAUAAUGCAGUAUUGGAUCAAACCAAGCUGGAAUUGCAGUUACUUAAUUAUCUUGAUCAAAAUUGGAAAAGCGAGUACCAUAUAAGAACUAAUCAGCAAGAAAUUGGCUUCAUCACAUUCUCUUGUAUCACUGAAGUGGAUAAGACUGAACUAGAUAUUGCUGUUCAUGUGACCUAUGCAACUGGACAAAUGAUCAUAGCAAUUCACAGUCCGUAUUGGAUGGUAAACAAAACUGGCCGAAUGCUGCAAUACAAAGCUGAUGGCAUUCACCGCAAGCAUCCUCCUGACUACAAAAAGCCACUUCUUUUUUCUUUCCAGCCUAAAAAUUUCUUCCACAAUAACAAGGUGCAGCUUAUGGUGACUGACAGUGAACUGUCUGAUCAGUUUUCUCUUGAUACUGUUGGUAGUCAUGGUUCUGUUAAAUGUAAGAGUCACAAAAAGGAGUACCAUGUUGGUGUCACCAUAGAUAACAGCAGUUUUAACAUUACAAGAAUCGUAACUUUCACCCCCUUUUUUAUGGUCGCAAACAGAAGCAAAUAUACUUUAGAAGUAGCUGAAGAAGGCAAGGAAAAAUGGAUUCCUAUCACUUUUCAGCAGUGCAUUCCCUUUUGGCCUGAAAAUGAUUCAAGUAAAUUGCUGAUUAGAGUUGAAAACUCCAGCAUUCCCCCCAAGAUGAUCUGUUUUAAUAAGCAAGAAAACUGUACAUUGCUGUAUUUGGACAAUAAGCUUGGUGGCAUUAUAGUGGAUGUUAACCUGACCGAACAUUCUACAGUAAUUACUUUAUCAGAUUACCAUGAUGGUGCAGCUCCAUUCCUGUUAAUUAACCAUACCAAGGAAGAGAUGAUUGAGUAUGGGCAGAGUUCUCUCAAUGUGAUGGAAGACCAUCUUAUGCCAAAUAAAGCAGUAUUGUACACCUGGGCUGAUCCAGUAGGCUCUAGAAAGUUGAAAUGGAAAUGUGGAAAGUGCAAUGGGGAAGUAACGCAAAAAGAUGACAUGAUGGACUCUCUCAUCUUGGAUCAUAAAAAGAGAGUUUAUUUAGUUUCAUUUUUUGAAGGCUUGCAACGUAUUAUCCUAUUCACUGAAGAUGAGAGUGUAUUUAAAGCAACAUAUGAAAGUGAAAAAGUAGAACUAGCAGAACAAGAAAUUGUUCUAUCAUUACAAGAUGUUGGAAUUUCUUUAGUCAACAAUUAUACAAAGCAAGAAGUGUCCUACAUUGGAAUUACAAGUUCUGAUGUAGUUUGGGAGACAAAACCCAAGAAGAAAUCAAGGUGGAGGCCAAUGAGCAUUAAGCAAACUGAAAAGUUAGAGAGAGCAUUUAAAGAAUACAGUGAGCUAUCCCCUUCAGAAAACAAGAUUGUUGAGCUGGAAACAAAUGUUAUGGUUUGUUUAACUCCUAAUGGUGGUAACAUGAAAAUCCAGCAACCAAAUGAAAUUCCUGUAAGAAGAAACUAUUUGCCAGCUUUAAAUGUAGAAUAUAGUACAUCUGCACAUCAAAAGUCCUUCAGAGUCCAAGUUUACUGGAUACAGAUACAAAACCAGAUUCCCGGAGCCAUAUUUCCUUUUGUGUUUUAUCCUAUUAAACCUCCAAAGUCCAUCACCCUGGAUUCAGCACCAAAGCCAUUUAUUGAUGUGAGUAUUGUCAUGCGGACUGCAGGGCAUUCUCAGAUAUCACGUAUUAAGUACUUUAAGGUGCUGAUUCAGGAAAUGGAUCUCAAAUUAGAUCUUGGAUUCCUAUAUGCAUUGGCUGAUCUAUUUACACAGGCUGAGGUGCCCAAAGACCAAGAGGUUGAACUUUUCAAAAAGGAUAUAGAAUCUGUCCAAAAAGAAUUGAUGAGUAUGUCAUCAACAGAUACAUCACAAAUCAGCUUGUAUGAAUAUUUUCAUAUCUCUCCAAUCAAGUUACAUUUAAGUUUCUCACUGAGCACGGGUGGAGAAGAUAGCAACAAAGAAGAAAGACAGCAUGAACUGAUUCCAGUUCAGUCCGUGAACCUUCUGCUGAAGAGUAUUGGUGCCACACUCACAGAUGUACAAGAUGUUGUCUUCAAGUUGGCUUUCUUCGAACUCCGGUAUCACUUCUGUACUACACAACAACUACAAUCAGCAGUUAUUAGGCAUUAUUCAAAACAGGCCAUUAAACAAAUGUAUGUUCUUAUUCUUGGCCUUGAUGUUUUGGGCAAUCCAUUUGGAUUCAUAAGAGACUUGUCUGAAGGAGUGGAAGCAUUCUUCUAUGAACCUUACCAGGGAGCCAUCCAGGGUCCUGAAGAAUUUGUAGAGGGAAUGGCACUCGGUCUUAAAGCACUAGUUGGGGGAGCUGUAGGUGGAUUAGCUGGUGCUGCAUCAAGAAUCACUAGUGCUAUGGCUAAAGGAGUAGCAGCAAUAACUAUGGAUGAAGACUACCAGCAGAAGAGAAGGGAAACCAUGAAUAAACAACCAACUGGCCUUAGAGAGGGCAUCACUCGUGGAGGGAAAGGCUUAGUGUCUGGUUUUGUUAGUGGCAUAACAGGAAUAGUGACAAAACCAAUAAGAGGAGCCCAGAAAGAAGGAGCAGCUGGUUUCUUCAAAGGUGUUGGGAAAGGUUUAGUGGGAGCAGUAGCAAGGCCCACUGGAGGAAUCAUAGACAUGGCAAGCAGCACAUUUCAGGGUAUUAAAAGAGCUACAGAUUCAUCUGAUGAUGUGACGAGUCUGCGCCCACCUCGUUUCUUUUGUGAGGAUGGAGUUAUUAGACCUUACAGGUUAAGGGAUGGGACCGGAAGUCAGAUGUUACAGAAAAUUGAAAAUGGAAGAUUUGCAAAACUCAGAUAUAUUACACAUGCCAUGGUCAAUAAUACAGAUUUGUUAAUGAUAACAAAAAGUGGUGUUUUGUUUGUGACAAAAGGAACAUUUGGACAGCUGACAUGUGAGUGGCAGUACACUUACGAUGAGUUUACCAAAGAGCCAUUCAUUGUUGAUGGAAGAAGAUUACGCAUUGAAGCCAAGGAACGAGUUAAGUCCGUAUUUCAUGCCAAAGAGUUUGGAAAAAUAAUUAAUUUUAGGACUCCAGAAGAUGCCAAGUGGAUCCUUUCUAAACUGGAAGAAGUGAGAGAGAGUCAUCCAAAGUUGUAAUCACUGGAGAAGCUCCAAGACACAGAGAACAUGGAAUGCACAGUUCUGGCUAUUGCAUUUUAGUUGCUGUUUAACA
Molecule: messenger RNA, 9655 nt
Organism: Emys orbicularis (European pond turtle)
Lineage: Eukaryota; Metazoa; Chordata; Testudines; Emydidae
Gene: VPS13A
Product: vacuolar protein sorting 13 homolog A
Exons: 72
Coding region: 1-9579 (3192 amino acids)
Biological process (GO): autophagy; protein targeting to vacuole; protein retention in Golgi apparatus
Cellular component (GO): extrinsic component of membrane
Source: RefSeq, a predicted model, not a curated record